AUGGAGGAAGGCGACGGCUGCUGCGGCUGGUGUAGCUGCGAAGAGUCCCUUUUCUCGUUGGAACUGCUGGUGGAGUCGGCGCGCGUGGAGCCGCGGCUGCUCCCGGCGCCUCUGCCCGCUAACGGCCCCUUCCGCCCCGCGGUAGCUCUGCGGCUGUUGGACUUCCCGACUCUGCUGGUGCGUGCGCCGCAUGCCUCGUCGGGGCCUCUGGUGCCCUUCGGGCGAGGCAAGUCCUGCCUUUUCAAGCUGCGGCCGGACACUCUGAAGGGCCUCCUGAGGCGCUCCCCACUCUACGCGCUGCUCCUGGCGCUCCCCCAACGCCGGGACCCGCCCGCCUGCUCGGCUCUUCCAGCAUAUCCCUGGCCGCGGCCGCCGAAGCUGCUGCUGGGCACAGGCCCAGGGGGCCGGAGGGGCCGGUUCCCUCUGCGGGACCUGAUGGGGGAACCUGUGGGGGAACUGGAGCUCAGCUAUCGCCUCGGCAACCUAGGCUCCACCCUCCAGGGGCACUUAGGGCAGGGAGCAGCCCCCGAUGAGCCCCAUGCUGAGGAGGAGCAGCAGUCCCAGCAGCUACCCCACAGGCUGGGCAACCAGAGCUUUAGAGGAAUCUCUCUCGAGCUCAUCCCAGAAGCAGAGGAAGAGCAGGACCCUGCCCCAGAAGGUGGCAGCCUGGGGUCCUCAAGUGACACCCAUACAGAGUUUCUGAAUGACAACUCUGGCCUUGGGGAGAUAGCUAAAGAGCUAGAGAUGGAGACCAACAUCUUUUGUCCCCCACCAAUGUACUACAGCUGUCCAUCUGGAAAUCCCCAGCCCACACCUAAAUCCACAGCAUCUGUGAUAGUGGCGCCAGCUCAGCAACCAUUGCCAGUGGAAGAAACGGUACUUCCUUCUGUGGUGCCUCCUGUUCAGGGGGAGCCUCCAAGAAGUAUCCAAGAGACUACCCAGAAUUCCCAAACUUUUGGCAGCCCUGAGCAGCUCAGACAAACCUUGAAUCAACUGCCCUUGCUGAAUGCUUUGUUAAUGGAGCUUUCCCUGCUGAACAACCACCAGGUCUUGCAACCCCAGCCUUCAACUGUGCACCCUCAAUUAGCAUGGCUAUACCAAAAUGUAGAAGGUACAAAAGCACCAUCCUUCAGUACCAAGAUUAUAUGUCCCUGCCAGGAAGAUAAGAAAACCAUUCAUCACAAAGAGAGAGGAAGGUCACCCAGCCCCAAAUUAAAAAAAAAAAGCCCAGAACAUUUAAAAUGCUUUGCUCCCUCCACACGAGUUGCUUCUCCUGCUAAAGGAUUUACAAGAAUAGCAUUCUCUGAAAGGAAUGUGAGUCCUGAGAAAAAUAACACCAAGGAAAAUUCACCCCCUAGAAGAAGACUUACAUAUGGACUGACAAAUACUCUAAGGCUUCGUCUGCAGCGAUCCAAUCCAGCUAUGUUGAAAGUUCAUGAAAAAAGGGAGCUUCGUAGAAAAAAAGGAGAAAUAGCAGUUGAAAAGAAAGGCAAAAGCUCUUCAGCCAAAGGAAAACUAUUUCGGGAUUCUCCUGAGCACCUUCCAAAGACUCCUGGGCACUUUGUAGAAAAAAGCAUUCCUGAUCAAAAUGCACAAAUUAAUGAAAAUGUUGAAACCUUAAUACAAAGCAGCAUUGACCAAGAUCGCCCUACCAAUGUAAAGGAAGUAAUUUCUGUUGCACAAAAGAAGUUUGCAGCCAGUGCUGUGAAGAGUGGUGACAAUGCAGAACAAAAGGGAUCAUCUGAAAUGAUUGGCUCGGCCUAUAAAGAAAAGAGUUUGAAAGUCCAUUUGCCAAGAGUCUUUUUACAGGAUACUGAUGCCAUUGAAAAUAAAAUAUAUAGCAAAGUAGAAAAAUGUUUACAGCAUGAGGAUUGUGAUACUUCAGCAGCACAAAAUGAUAGCCAAAAAAGCAAUAACUUUGAAAGUAGACUUGAACUUAAGAAUUCAGAUGGUGUGGUUGCCAGCUCUGAGAACACAGCCUAUUCAGAAGAUUUCACCGGUGUUGACAGUUCUGGCACAAGCUUGGAAGCUCAAGAGAGCAGCCCUGAACCUUUAUUGGCAAGCCCAGAUCAAAGCCAGUCUGCCACAGAUUCAGAUUCUAAAAUGUCUGAAAGAAGUCGGAGUGCUAAAAGUAUUUCACCUUCUCUUCUACCAGUUCCUUCAGGUAUAUCUCCUGUUCAGUCUCUUAAAAAGGCUCUUGCUUUUAAAGCUAAAGAGAAAACCAUAGGUGUUGUUCUCAACAAAUUUGAUGACUAUUCUUUUUCAAGAACUUUAAAAAAGGAACUUGCAGCUGAACAGAUCGAGAAGGAAGGCUUCAGAGAUGCACAGGCCUUUGAGAAUAAAGAAAUGAGCUCAGGCAUGAAUUGUAACAUAGCAAAAGAACAAUCUUCUAUGGAAAAGAGCUGUUCAGUGAGGACAUCUCAGGUUAGCUCUUACUUGCCCUCCAAUGUGUCUGACCUUGAUCUUAGUGGGCUAGAAGACAGAAAUAUAUCUGACAAAGAAAAAGAAGUUGACUUUGAGAUGGUGGAUAUUACGAAUCAGUGUAAACACAUCAGUGAAUUAGUAGUGAACAAACUUCCAGGAUACACAAUGUAAUUACUAAUAAUAAUGACUUGAUCAAAGUGGAAAUGUCUUUAUUUUUAUAAGAAAAUAUAUUUUUGCAACAUUUUAUCUGUUUUUCACAUUCAGUUUUUGCUUUAUAAACAAUGGAUAGACAAAGUACAAGCAGUAUUUUUAAU
This is a messenger RNA of Varanus komodoensis (Komodo dragon), 2738 nucleotides long. It is a transcript of the gene MAP10, whose product is annotated as microtubule associated protein 10. The record is from RefSeq and is a predicted model, not a curated record. Gene Ontology annotation, cellular component: cytoplasmic microtubule; mitotic spindle pole; midbody. Gene Ontology annotation, molecular function: microtubule binding. NCBI's taxonomy places the organism in Eukaryota, Metazoa, Chordata, Lepidosauria, Squamata, Varanidae. Gene Ontology annotation, biological process: mitotic spindle midzone assembly; cytoplasmic microtubule organization; positive regulation of cytokinesis.